Suillus discolor is the source of this 492-nucleotide messenger RNA. RefSeq lists its product as uncharacterized. The transcript has 4 exons. The coding region runs from base 1 to 492 and encodes 163 amino acids. The record is from RefSeq and is a predicted model, not a curated record. Lineage: Eukaryota; Fungi; Basidiomycota; Agaricomycetes; Boletales; Suillaceae.
AUGUCCAGCCUCACCUCCCCUUCGAUGAUGAUUGCUUCUGGCAAGGUCUCUUCCGCCACAGACCACGCAGUCAAGAAUACUGAAGAUAUUACUCUGCACCUGAAGUUUUGUAGAGAAUGCAUUGAGAACGUGAAGCUUGGUGACGGACAAGUCAUCUACGUACUCCAGACUUCUGCUGUCGACAGUGUCGUAGUCAAUAAAAUUCUCGUUGACCCUUUUGAGGUUGACAUUACCAUCGACACGAGUGCCCUGAUUGUCACAGUUCAAAUAUAUAUCGAUCUGCCCAUUGUUGGACCCCUCCUUCUCGCCCAGGCUAUGGGUGCUCUCAAGUUCAACAGCGACAUCGAAAUCAACUUCAAUGGGACGCCUGGAGACCUGGCGUCUGGGGUCGCCGGUGUCAAAAUGGAUGCGACCAACAAUGUUGUACUGUCCUGGGACUUUGCAUCUUUUGGAGUGGAGACGAAGGGUUCCUACAUCAUCGUCCAUAUCUGA